Molecule: messenger RNA, 741 nt
Organism: Dictyostelium purpureum
Lineage: Eukaryota; Evosea; Eumycetozoa; Dictyosteliales; Dictyosteliaceae
Exons: 1
Source: RefSeq, a predicted model, not a curated record
AUAAACAAAACAAACAAAAACAACAUCACAUACAAUCAAUACAACCACAACAAUCACAAGAUGAAAAAAAUAUAUAUAAUAUAAAAAAAUUAACAAAUUUUUGGAAUUUUAAUUUAAAUAAUCAAUUAUAUUUUUUAAAUAAACCAGUAAUACAGUAUAAUAACCAAUCACCACAGUAUUUGGAUUUAUUAGAAUAUUUUAACAAGUUAUUUUCGGUAUCCUCGAGAUAUUUAAAAUUCUAUGAAUUAAUUUCAGAACUCUUCCUCCCAAACGGUAUUAUCACUUCAAAGAGAUUGGUGCCAUCUUUAAUUAAAUAUAUGCAAGUUUGUCUAAAGUCCAAAAAACUUAAUCAAUUAAAUAAUAUCAUGGAACCAUACAAAAAAAGUAAUAGUGGUUUUGAAUUAAUUAAAGCUCAAGUUCUAGGUAUGAUAUUGCACUAUAGCUUUUAUAGAGGUUUAGAGUCAUUGGAGUCCUAUAUAUUUUCCAAUUUCGUUAACAGCUUAACACACAGCAUUAGAUUUAAAGAGGUACUAUACAAUACAGCUAUUUUUUGUUCAUUAGAGGUCGACGAAUACGGUAAAGCUCUUCAUUUUUCCGAUUUAAAGAAAAUUGCAAUCAAUAAAGCCAUCGAAAAAGAAAGUGCGGUCAAAUCACAUAUGGAUUUCAAACAUGAUUUCUAUUAUCCCUUUAUAGCUUAUCAUCAUAUCAAUAGAAAUGAAAUGUCAUUACAGUUUUGGAUAG